UAAUUUAGCGUUUGAUGAGGUUGGCACGUGCGCAACAAUUUCACACGCUUCAUCAAAAUAUCCUGGGCUGCUGCUUCAUUUAUCCUCAUCUCACAUUCCAUCAAUCCACUGUUCUUUUCAUCAAUGGCGUCCUUUGCCUUCUACCAACCCCUCUCCCCUUCUUCUUCCCUCUCCACACUCAGAAAAACCCUAAUUUCUGAUCUAAAUCCCAAAUCUAGAAACCCUUUGUCCUCAUUCCCACUCCUCCAACCGAAAACCCUAACCCUAUUCCCAAAUCUCAAACCCCCCACUUUCCGCCCUCCACACUCUUCCACUGAUAUCACCGCCAUCUCCGCCGCCACUUCGCAGCAGUCACUCAAAUCGCGUCUCAAGAAUGGCGAAACCCUCUAUGGGAUCUUCCUCCUCACCUUUUCCCCGACAAUCGCCGAGAUAGCUGGGCUCGCUGGCUACGACUUCGCCGUAGUGGAUAUGGAGCACGGACACGGGGGAAUCUCAGAUGCUCUCCCCUGUCUUCACGCCCUUGCUGCCACUAACACAGCUGCUAUUCUCCGUGUUCCCGAGUCCUCGGCCACGUGGGCUAAAAAGGCCCUGGAUCUGGGCCCUCAGGGAAUCAUGUUCCCCAUGAUUGACGGCCCGAAAUCAGCCCGUAAAGCCGUCUCUUAUUGUCGAUUCCCGCCCAACGGCGUCCGGGGUUCGGCCCACACAAUCGUCCGGGCGUCCGACUACGGCAUCAACGAAGGGUACUUGAGUAAUUACGAAGAGGAGCUGCUGGUCAUGUGCCAGGUGGAGUCCGAGGACGGGGCCAAGAAAAUCGAAGAAAUCGCGAACGUGGACGGAGUUGACUGCAUACAAAUGGGGCCUCUGGAUUUGAGUGCAAGCAUGGGGUAUCUGUGGGACCCAGGUAACAAGAAGGUGAGGGAGGUGAUACGGGCUGCGGAGAAGGGGGUGCUCAAAGAAGGUGGGGCGUAUUUGUCUGGUUUCGUGAUGCCGUACGACGGGGCGGAGGAGCUGCGGCGAAGAGGAUACCAUAUGGUGGCGGGAGCGGCGGAUGUGGGGCUGUUUAGGACUGCGGCGGUGGAGGAUGUCAAGAAAUUCAAGAUGAGUUUAGCGGAAGAAGAGUCUGAUGAGGAGAAGGAAAAUGGCAAAGUUCCUGAGGAGAAAUACUGGAGCGAAUGAAUGUUUCCUUGUACAUUUACAUUUUUGGAAAAUAAACCAUGUUGUUUCCAUUGGUUUCUUA
Sesamum indicum (sesame) is the source of this 1237-nucleotide messenger RNA. RefSeq lists its product as uncharacterized. Lineage: Eukaryota; Viridiplantae; Streptophyta; Magnoliopsida; Lamiales; Pedaliaceae. The record is from RefSeq and is a predicted model, not a curated record. Gene Ontology annotation, molecular function: aldehyde-lyase activity. Gene Ontology annotation, cellular component: cytoplasm.